Molecule: messenger RNA, 1635 nt
Organism: Paramecium tetraurelia
Lineage: Eukaryota; Ciliophora; Oligohymenophorea; Peniculida; Parameciidae
Exons: 6
Biological process (GO): protein phosphorylation
Molecular function (GO): ATP binding; protein kinase activity
Source: RefSeq, a predicted model, not a curated record
AUGAAUUCCUCUGAUCACUAGUAAUAGAAUUCAGUUGGUUGGUUGUUAAAUCUAGUGGGUAAAUUUUCUCCAAAAGAUUUGGAAAAGUCAAAUCUUAAAGAAAUUGGAGAAGAAUACAUGAAAAAGAUUUUACUCUAUCCUUAACUUCAAUCUGGGAAUGUUUUUACCUACAAUCAAUAGAAGUAGGAAUUCUCUGAGAAACUCUUUCAUAUCUAUCCUAAUAUUCUAAUAUGCUAACAUGAUAGAAUUCAUACUCAUUUGAUACUGAGUAAUUGCAGUAUCUAAAAGGAGCUAAUUCAAUACAAAGAAGCGAAAACCUAUGGAUUAAUAAUUUCUAACAAUUUGGGAAACACUUACUUAUUCUUCCCAUAAUUCAUUCAGUAUAGAAAUUGGUAUAAAUUAAUGAAACAAUAUUGUAAAUUAAAUGAUUUCUUUGGGAAGUACAAAUUAACCGAUAGAAUGUUACCUGGAGUAUAUCAAUGCUAUAAGAAAUCUAACAAUGCUUAAUUCACUGUUCAAAUUUAUAAGAUGGAAGAUUUUGAAUAAUGGCCUGAAAUAGAAGAAGUAGUACAUAAUGAGAUUUAAAUGCUCCGAUCUAUUAAGCAUUAAAACUUGUUGUAAUUAAGGAGAGUAUAUGAAGAUGACUCAUAUUUAUUUAUCCUAUAUGAACAUUUCAAAGGAGAGUCCCUUUAUAAUUUAAUAAUAACCAAUCCCUUACACGAAUAAUUACCAUCUCUAUUCAAUUAGAUUGUUUACUAAAUCUUACAACUACUUAAAUUCUUAGAUAAACAUCAAUUUUAUCAUGGAAAUCUAAAUCCUCUCAACAUAAUCAUCAACUCUAAUAACUAACUCCUUUAGAUCUUUAUGAUUAACUUGUCCUUCAAGCAAUACAGAAUAAAUGAUAAAUUAGAUUGGAUUUUGAAUAGACAAAUCGAAGGAUUCAUAGCUCCUGAGUUCUACAAUGGAGUACCGCCAAACAUCACUUCCGAUCUAUAUAGUCUUGGUGUCUUGCUUUACUUUAUGACAUUCCCGUCACAAUUACCAAGUGAGAAGCAUUUUGACAAAUAUGAAAUUGACACUACCAAAAUCUAGAAAUUAUUGUAAAAGAAAUUUUCCUAAAAUCCUAUUGAGGGCAACUCUCCACUUGAUAAAUCAAUUGAAAAAAACAUUAGUUUAAGUGAAUUAGAUUUAUUAUCGAAAUUGCUAUACACCAAUCCUAAGCAAAGAAUUACCAUAUCUGAUAGUAUGAAACAUCAUUGGUUUGUGAAUAUCAAGAGUAAAAUCAAAUAACUGAAUGUUGUUAAGAAGAAAAAAGUAGAAUUACCUUCAUUAAGAACUAUCAUAGAAUUAAGAUCCUAAAGUGAACUGGAUCUAAAGGUUCAAUCUUAACUAUCCAAUAACAGAAGGCAGUCAAGAUUAGCUGUUAAUUAGGUUGACGAUUUUGAUUUAGUUCCUGAUGAAGGACAUCCUUUAGAGUAGGUUGCUGAUCUAGAUUUUUGUUAAUUACUAAGAAGCAGCACUUAAUUAAGAAAAUUGUAAACACUAAGUAACAAAUCCAUUGGAUGAUUUAAUUCGAUUGCAUGAUUCAUAAAAAUAUAUAUAUAAGAUCUCCUAAUUAUCAGUUUAAAUCUAAUA